UCCAUGUACUGAUGGUCUGAGCACAAAUAUAUAAAACAAUACUGUUCUUUUCAUUGUAAUGAUUAUUGCUGCUUAUUUCAGUAACUUUAAAAACCCUAAACGAACAAACAAAAAAAUCCAUAUCAAACACAAUGCAUUAGAAGUGCAACGGAAAAUUUGUGGAUCAUUAAAAACAUAAGUAACUCCCUUCACUAUCCAAUAAAUCAGCAACUGCGGAAGUAUUUUAGAUUUUAUUAAAAAAUCCAGGAAACUUAUAAAUCUCAUUUUACACUCCAACAGGACACACAUAUUGGUUUAGUUUUUCCCUGCAGGGGCCGGACAAGCAAUGAUUUUCCAGCAGCUGAUGGCUGUUGGCCUGACUGCAGGUCAGGAGACAUGCAGCCUCCAAGGGGCAAUUCCCAUAAACCGCUUCCAUAGAAGUUACCGGUUCUGGAAUCACAGAAUCAAUUAGUUUUGCAAAGGUCUCUGCGAUCAUCGAGACCAAUGUCUGACCGAACACCAGCAGGUCAACUAGACCAGGCACAAAGUGCCGUGUUCCUCCGGGGACAGCGACUCCACCACUUCCCUGGGCAGGAUAAACUAGUGUCUAAUCACUCUUUCUGUCAAAAUAUUCCUCCUGCCGUCCAACCUAAACCUUCCCCAGCACAGGCUGAGGCCAUGUCCUCUCGUCCUGUCUCUGGCUGCCCGGGAAAAGAGACCGAUGCUCCCCUGGCUACCACCUCCUUCCAGGGGCAGCAGACCUGCGACAGAGAAAGAAACAAAACUGCACAGAAUCUGACAAAAUGGCUCCAGAGGAGAGAAACAAAGAAAAUUCAAAGCUGGGAAAGUCGCCAAAAUAUAUGUUAAUCCAGCGUUUUGCAAAGCUUUUCUUUGGCUGUCUCGCGGCAGUCACCAGUGGAAUGAUGUAUGCUGUGUACCUCUCAACAUAUCAUGAACGGAAAUUCUGGUUUUCCAGCAGGCAGGAACUUGAACGAGAAAUUACAUUUCAGGGUGACAGUGCCAUUUAUUACUCAUUCUAUAAAGAACUGCUAAAGGCUCCUUCCUUUGAAAGAGGUGUUUAUGAGUUGACACACAACAAUAAGACAAUAUCACUGAAGACCAUAAAUGCUGUCCAGCAAAUGACUUUGUACCCAGAGUUGAUUGCCAGUGUUUUAUAUCAAGCAUCUGGUAGCGAAGAAGUUAUUGAACCAGUGUAUUUCUACAUUGGUAUAGUUUUUGGACUGCAGGGAAUUUAUGUGACUGCAUUGUUUGUAACCAGUUGGGUUAUGAGUGGGACUUGGCUGGCAGGAAUGCUGACUGUAGCAUGGUUCAUUAUUAACAGGACAGAUACAACAAGAAUUGAUUACUCCAUACCAUCAAGAGAAAAUUGGGCUUUGCCAUAUUUUGCAUGUCAAGUAGCAGCUCUCACAGGCUAUUUAAAAAAGAACCUAAACAGUUCUGCUGAGAAGUUUUGUUAUCUUUUGGUGAAUGCCUCAACAUACACCUUCGUGAUGAUGUGGGAAUACAGUCAUUAUCUCCUGUUUGUCCAGGCUGUUUCUCUUUUCCUGCUAGACUGCUUUGCCCUAGCACAGACAGAGAAGGUGCACGAGGUAUACAGAAUCUACCUGUUUUCUCUCAUCGUGGGGUACCUGCUGCAGUUUGAAAAUUCAGCCUUACUAGUGUCACCAUUACUGAGUCUUGUGGUAGCUUUAAUGUUUUCCAAAUCCCUUCAGAUGAAUAUGAAAAAAAGUACAUUUGUAUCAAGAUUGCUGAAAAUAAUGUAUAUUUAUUUGGUACUUACAGUAGCAGUGACACUAAACUUCUUAUUAAAGAUGUUCAUUCCUCAUAAAGAAAAUGAGCAUUUGCUGAAGUUCAUUGAAGUGAAACUUGGCUUAAACACAACUAAGAAUUUUACAAUGAAUUGGCUCCUUUGUCAAGAAUCUCUUCAGGCACCCUCCCAAGACUUUUUUUUGCGACUAACACAGUCAUCGCUGUUGCCUUUUUAUAUUUUAGUAUUAAUUAUCUGCCUUUUUUCUGUAACUCAGGUCAUUUUUAGGAGAAUUUGUGGUGAACCACUGAAAGAGACAGUUAAACUUGAGGAUGGUCGAAUUGGAGAGAGGCCAGAAAUAGUUUAUCAUGUAAUUCACACAAUUUUGCUUGGUUGUCUAGCGAUGUGUUUGGAAGGAAUGAAAUAUCUAUGGACACCUUAUGUUUGCAUGCUUGCUGCAUUUGGUGUGUGCUCUCCUGAACUCUGGAUGACGCUUUUCAAGUGGCUUCGACUGAAAGCUGUGCACCCAAUACUGCUGGCUCUUAUUCUGAGUAUGGCAGUUCCCACUAUAAUUGGAUUCAGCUUGUGGAAAGAGUUUUUCCCUAGAAUAAUGACAGAGCUUACAGAACUGCAAGAAUUCUAUGAUCCUGAUACAGUAGAACUUAUGACAUGGAUAAAACGACAGGCUCCUGUGGCUGCAGUGUUUGCAGGCAGCCCACAGCUCAUGGGUGUGAUUAAGCUCUGUACAGGAUGGAUGGUGUCGAGCUUACCUUUGUAUAAUGAUGAUGAUCUUCUGAAAAGAAAUGAGAAUAUUUAUCAAAUCUAUUCAAAGAGGUCAGCAGAGGAUAUUUAUAAGAUACUCACAGCUUACAAGGCCAACUUUCUGGUUAUUGAAGAUUCAAUUUGCAAUGAAGUGGGACCUGUAAGAGGAUGUAGAGUUAAAGAUCUGUUGGAUAUCGCUAAUGGUCAUGUGGUUUGUGAGGAAGGUGACAACUAUGCCUACUCAAAACAUGGACGAUUUUGUCAUGAAAUCAAAAUGAACUAUUCUCCAUAUGUGAACUAUUUCACUCGAGUGUACUGGAAUAGGUCCUACUUUGUAUAUAGAAUCAACACUGUGAUAUCCUUCCAGUCAUGAAAAAGCAUGCAGGCUUCUUUCUGAGGAUUGAUUGUGAAUGAAUUUCAGUUGGAAAAGUUCCUUUUGAACAAGGAAGUAUAUUUUUGCAGAGAGAUGUGCACACAUGCAGUAUACUGACAGCUUUAUUCUACCAAACUGAAAUUUUUUGAUCUAUAGAUCAGCAGACACAUAUACCAUCCUUGAAGGAAACGGGGGCAUUUAUCUGUUUUACAGUCUCUACAAUGUGCUACAGUCUUCCAUGUUUUUACAUUUUUCUUCCCAUUAUAAAUCAUCUUAAUCUUCAUGUAAAUGAGAUUUCUAACUGUAGUGUUAGAGACUUCAGUAUAUAUAUAGAAAUAUGCAUAGACUUCAGUAAACACAGAAAAAUUAUUUUAAGAGCUCAUUUAAGUCAUGUAGCUUUUAAUUUUUAGCAAGAAAACAAUUGCUAUCCCAAGUGUUUUCAAGUAAGUGUUUGGAUUAUUGGUUUGGAGUUUCUUUUUGUUUUGUUUUAAUUCUUCUGUCUUCCGUGGUAAACAUUUCUGUGUUUAGGUUAAGGCACUGAUCUCUACAUUGUUGUCUCUGUUGUCUACAGAGACAUAUUGUUGGAAAUGCUAGGAAUUAGACAUAGCUCAGAUCUUCACUUUGGAAAGAACUUGUCUUCAGCAUUUCUCCACACUUAAGUGUGUGUGUGUGUGCUUAAGUGUGUCUUUCUUAGCAGCCACCAGAAUGGGCCAGUAUACCACAGUAUGCCAUACUUGUUUCCAGGCAAGUGUAGUAGGACAGCCAGGUUUGCUACUGAGACUUCUGCACUUCAGUUUCACCCCCUGUGUGUGUGCUGGUGUGUGUGUGUGUGUGUGUGUGUGUGUAGGGAUGGGUGAUGCUCAUUUCAUUCAACUUAUUAUGCAAUAGCUAUACUAAGAUAGUGCCAUAACUGUCAUUUAAAACACUAAAAUCACCACCAUUAAUAAAUAAUGGUACAGAUGUUCAUAGCUAUUUUUAUAUCAAUUAUGCAAAUACACAGAUCUUUGGAAAUUUGGGAAAGUACUCUGCUGUUUUGCUUCCCUCUGAAAUUUUUCUUUGUUAUAUGACCCUCUUUGCCUCUACAACUCCUUUUCUUAACAAAUUAUCUGCUCAUCCUGUUUGUUGCUGGCUGAUAGACUUUCAAGAAAAUGAAUGAUGUUUUAAUUCCAACUCUGGGUUUAAACCUGGUGUUGAGAAUGGAAACUCCAAUAAAAGGUAACAGUAGCUUUGCUUAAUGUAGAUGUAACCUGGACAAAAUCCGGGACUAAGUUUUGGAAGAAGUUGCGCACCACUUAGGAGUUGCCUACAGUUACAAAUUAGUGUAACACCUGACCCAGAGACCAGUCUAUCAGGCAUGUGGGGAUGAUUCUUUGGAGCCCAGAUGCCUUUAAUGUAGGAUCUGGCAAAACAGGAUGAACCCUCAGCUGAAAAAUCUGCAAACCAUUCUGAAAGUGGAAGGUGCAAAAUAAUCCUUACUGCAAAUUGGAGAUUUUAACUCUGAAAUUACUAGAAACUGCAGCAUGUUGUUGUAUGUGCAUGAUUCUUCUCUGCUCUGUGCAGAUACAUUUGCUUACUUUACACUGACACAUAGUGCUGAGAUUUUUUAAAACUUUUGGAGUGAUUUAAAAGAAAAAGCUUUAUUGUUUUAAAAGCCAACAUGUUUGUAAUCUGUUUUUUACUUUCAGUUAUAUUUUUAGGCCUAUGAGUCUUGGCAAAAUGUUAAAAUAUCCGUUUUAUUUGAAACCAAUGUUCAGAUAAAUCCAUCGAAUAUAUGGGAUGCUGUCACUGAGAGAAACAUUCAUCCAUAUAACUGAGUUACUAGUUACAAGUAAAUAUCCUUUCUGGGCAUACAGAUAUCAUGUUGGGGGUAGUGUGUACCUGUGUGUCUGCUGGAGUGCGGGCUGCAUUUAUUUGCUUGUGCACAAGUGCAUGUUUUACUGCACUGGGCUGUUUAAGACUACUCAAUUACUGUCUGCCAACAGAAGCUUGUGUAUUGAGCUAUGGCAGGCCUGCAGGAACCCCCUCUGUAUGUGUGGAUAUAGAUGUAAUACUUGGAAUUAAGUUUAGAAUUCCUGUUUCAAUUUAAGUUUGUCUGAAUCACUGUCGAGGAAUUACAUGUCUGUGUGUUGGUCAUUUAACUCUUGAAGUUGGUGAUUCAUUAAUAUCACUUCAUAUCAGCAAUAAGGCAUUCCAGGUGCAAACUUCACGGUUACAACUGUAGUUGGGUAGGUGAAGUCGCAGAGCUUACGGCUUCAUGCCUUAGACUGCCAUGUUGAGAUGCAGCAUUCAGCUGUCCUUGACUGCCUGUUGUGUUUUACAGCAAUGUUCUGUGUGUUACCACGUAGAAUGUAGUUUGAACACUUACAAGUAGAGCACAGGUGUUAAGAAAAUCACAAAUGAGGCCACCCACACAUCUGAAAAAACUGUCUUGUAGCACGUUGGCCUUUAUACAUUGUUUAAAUUAAUGAGUUGAACUUUAUUUGAACUGUGACAUAGUUAUUGUUAUUAGUUUUGUCAUAGUUUUUAAGAUGUAUUCUUGAUACUUCAAUUGAUUCUGCUUUGGGAGAAUCAUUUAAGAUUUUUAACUUGCUUUUUAUAUUAGAGAAAACUAUAUUGCAGCACCAUUGGCACAGCAGCCUUAAGUAACAGAAGGAGCCUUUUAUUUGGGAAAACAUUAUGGUUGUUCCUGUAAAAAGGCAUAACUAAAACAAGUGACUGAAAGAAUCAUAUCUUAAAAAGAAAGUGAAUUAAUUUUUUGUCCAGCUAUGGACUAGCAAAAUACUGUCAAUCUCCAGCUUCUGUGAAAAAUGGUAAGUUCCAGUGAUACCCCUCAGUGGGACAACAAUAGGGCAUAAAUUACACCAGACUUGUGCAGACAGCCCUGGCUUGGUUUUCAACCAGAUCACAGGUUUAACUCCCUGAAAGGGUUUUGGGAAAGUUUUAAAGAUUUUGAUCUGCUUUGCUGUAGAUGUUGCAAUUCAGUUGAAACAUGUGCCUUGCAAGCUUUUAUUAAACAAACAAAAAACCUCAAUUCAUGUUUCUUUUUGUGAAGACGUUUUUUUUUAAAGUUCCCGUCCCUCUGAUUUCUAGAGUUUCUGUUGUGUCUUAAUAUGCCAGCCUCCGAGGAUGCCCAAGUGAUGCAGCUGGGAUGUGUGCUAGCCAUUUAACAGCUGUUCACUGGGGAGAAUGAGAAUUUGCAUAGCAGUUUGUGUGACUAUUCUGCUGGCUUAUUUCCUCCUUCGCAUUUCCACUUUCUGAUAUACUUGAUCUUAGUAAAUGAAAAAAAACCUACCUUGAAAGAAUAAAUUAAUAUAGUGUUUUCAGGCACCCACCUGUUAUCCUUAGACUUGUGAAUCGAAGUUUGACCAACCCACAGCUAAACUUAACAUGUCUUAAUCUUAAAAAAAUGCUCUUUCACUUCCUGAAUUACCACAUACUUGAACUCAGAUUUGACAGGAGAUGCUUGAGACUAAGGAAACGAAUUUCUGAGCAUAAACUUCUAUUCAUGUUAUUUCAAAAAAUACUGAUUUCAUUUCUUCCAAAGUAAGUGGAAAUACAAUUUAAUACAACACAAUCUGAAAUACAUUUUCCAGGGGGUGGGGAAUAAGGAGAAGAUACAUAGGUGUGGAAGAAAGAGGGCCAAAACAUUUCACAGGCAUUGAAAGUUCUUCCAACUGUUUGCUCUGGUGGCAUUGCUGUUUACUAAAAGGUAGAGGCUAGGGACCAAGUCUUGUUCUUACCACCUUAUUUUCACUAAGUCAUCUUCAAGUGUCCAGACCUUGUGACAUUCCAUCAGCUUUUCUGUGCAAUUCACAUGAAAAGGAGCUGCAAGAUCAGGUUGUAGGGAUUGUAAGGUAUCCCUGAAAUACUUCUUAAAAUUUCAUAUAACCUGUCCUUCAACCAAAACUCUGACAGGAGAAAGCAUAGGCUGUGCUUGUGAAUGUGUGGGUGUGUGCACAUAUGUGUUUGCAUUUACAGGUGUCUAUUUUACUGUUGUGUUUUGGAGAUGGAAUGAGGAACUUCUCUUAUUGCUAAUGGUGAUUGAAUCUGUAAGUCUGGUAAAUACUGAUGGGCAGGUGGACUGGAGUACUGUGGUAUGGGAGAUGAAAGAGAAGCGGAACUUUAUUGCAACACAAGCAAUAUUUCAUGUGAAAUAAUACCUCAACAUAAAUCUGCAUAAUCAUGCUUUAAUACUCUUUCUAAAACUUAACUUUAGAGGGGAAAAAAAGUGGGAAUUCUAAGACAUGCAUUGUGUGUUGUCUUAAAUCUUUUUUACUUCAUCAAUACAGCUAAGAAAACAAACACCAUUAUGUUGCUGCACUCUAACUAUGCCAAAUACAGAGCUAGUGAUGCCUAAAGGUCUUCUGAAUUGUUUUGUACCUCAACAAUGUGUUUUAAGUGUAGUUAAUCUGGCAAUGGUUUUGGUUUCAGCACAGUUAAAUGUAUGUAUUUCUGCCUUUCAAGUGAUGUUUAAGGCUACCUAUUUAUUUGAUGGGACAGAAGGUUUAAUGCCUUUCAAAAUUUCAAACUUGUUUACUUUAAUAAUGCAGAAGAAUUAUUGGUGGUGCUUUACUUGUUAACAGUGACAUUUAGCAGUAGUGUGUAUGUGCAGCUAUUUAAUAACAAGUCUAAGGAAUACAAUUCAUUUUAUCCUGUUUGCUGUCUUGGACAGUUUUUUAUCAAAGUAAUGUAUACAUAGUAAAUAUUUUUCUCUUGUAACUAAUUUUUUUCAUGUGGAGAAAAAAAUUAAUAAAAGCCAAGUCUGGAAAGUAUGGAUUGUUUGGGGCACAAACCAUUUUAUCUUUUGAGAAGUCAAGGGAAGACUGUGCAGCAUAGCUCAAAUGUCUGUCUUGACGGGCAGCAUAAACAGUCUUGCAACUCUUGAGGACAAGCAGCCUGCUCAGACUGGAUCCAUAUGUUGUGCUGACUGUGACUGCCUGGUGAGACAUACUUGUGUGAGGAUGAACAGCAAAAUGUGAGCUGCUUCAUAUGGAAUUACUGAACUCUGUCACCUUCUCCCUAAAGAACUUCCUACAGCAAGCAUGUCACCUGGAAAUAAAGUGCUAUGCAACAUCAAA
Messenger RNA from Catharus ustulatus (Swainson's thrush), 7960 nucleotides. It is a transcript of the gene DPY19L4, whose product is annotated as dpy-19 like 4. Gene Ontology annotation, cellular component: nuclear inner membrane. Gene Ontology annotation, molecular function: mannosyltransferase activity. The record is from RefSeq and is a predicted model, not a curated record. Lineage: Eukaryota; Metazoa; Chordata; Aves; Passeriformes; Turdidae. The coding region runs from base 783 to 2882 and encodes 699 amino acids. The transcript has 19 exons.